Eleginops maclovinus (Patagonian blennie) is the source of this 3747-nucleotide messenger RNA. RefSeq names its product microtubule cross-linking factor 3-like. The transcript is spliced from 12 exons. NCBI's taxonomy places the organism in Eukaryota, Metazoa, Chordata, Actinopteri, Perciformes, Eleginopidae. The record is from RefSeq and is a predicted model, not a curated record. Bases 5 to 2644 code for a protein of 879 amino acids. Gene Ontology annotation, biological process: regulation of autophagy.
GAAAAUGAAGCCUGCCGCAGGCGGCGCUGCAGCUGCUCCAUCACCGUCAUCAUCAGACAAUAGCGCAGGGAGGAGGAGGAGGCGGAGGCAGCACAGGGAUCCCUCGCCGGCUACAGCCCAUGAAGGGGGAACCAAGAGAGCUCCGAGACACCCAGGAAGGCCCGGAUCUCCUCUUCCCGCUGGAAAUAGUGGAAGCACCGGGGCGAGGGAGAGUUUAAGGUCCGCUGACGGAAGGGAGAGGGAGCCCAAGAGGCGCGCCGGAGCAGCUGUUCACCCGGAUGGUGCUGAAGCUGAUGUAGUCAGAGCAAACAGGGCGGAUGCUGUCGGGGAAGCUCCGACAGAUUCAUCAGCAUCGGCCCGUCGCUCUGUUUUACCCCUGCCCUGCCUCAAAGGCAAUUCCUCCCGGCGUUUGUUGCCAAGCAGAGGCUCGUUUUCCUUCCCCGCGGAGGUGAGAGAGGGGACGCCCGGAGAGGAAGGCGGAAGGAGCCGGGAAAGAAGCGUCGCGUCAGCGGGCUGCGGCCUCGCCUCUUUGGGUCUGUGGAGCGGAGGAUGCUUGCAGGCUGAACUCAUCCAGUUCCAUUUGCAGAAGAGACUAAGAAGAAGCGGGGCAAAGAUGCAAACCAAGACCGAGAACAUGGGGCCAGAGGAGGCCGCAGAGGGAGAGCCGAGGCCGGCUGCAGAGGAGACAGAGGCGGGGUCCGUGACACAGCAAGACCAGGCCUUGGAGGACGAGGUGGAGAGGUUGCUUGACGAAAAUGAUGAUCUUAAGUGUGAAAUUGAGGAGAUGAGAGCCGAGAUGGACGAGAUGCGAGACACAUUCUACGAGGAGGACACGUGUCAGCUGCAGGAGAUGAGACGUGAGCUGGAGAGGGCCAAUAAAAACUGCCGGAUCCUGCAGUAUCGUCUGAGGAAGGCGGAAAGGAAGAAGCUGCGCUACGCACAGACAGGAGAGAUCGAUGAGGAGCUGCUCAGGAGUCUGGAGCAGGACCUGAAGGUAGCGAAGGAUGUGUCUGUGAGGCUGCACCAUGAGCUGGAAAAGGUGGAGGAGAAACGAACAAAGACCGAGGACGAGAAUGAGAAACUGAGACAGAAACUCAUAGAGGUGGAAGUGAACAAACAAGCCCUGCAGAAUGAACUGGAAAAAACCAAAGAGUCUCAGAAGAGAAGAGGAAGCAAGGACAUCCAGAAGACUGACCGGAAAUCAGCACAAACUCCUACCGAGGAGGACAAUGAGGACCUUAAGUGCCAGCUAGCUUUUAUCAAAGAGGAAGCAGUGCUUAUGAGGAAGAAAACAGCCAAGAUUGACAAAGAGAAGGACCGUCUAGAGCAAGAGCUGCAGAAGUACCGCUCCUUCUAUGGGGAACUGGACAGCACCCAUCCUAAAGGAGAGGCUGGGGGUCCGCCCACCACUCGCGAGUCAGAGCUCAAGUUACGGCUACGCCUGGUAGAGGAGGAGGCCAACAUUCUGGGGAGGAAAAUAGUAGAGUUGGAGGUUGAAAAUCGUGGGCUGAGGGCCGAGCUCGACGACAUCCGUGGUGAAGGAGAGGGCGCAGGAAGCUCUGAGUGCGGAGCAAUGGGCGGGUCCGGCUCUGGGCGAGGCCUUGGUGAUGACCUGACGGAGCUCCGACAGCAGCUGCAGCUGGUAGAAGACGAGGCAGAGCUGCUGAGGAGGAACCUGGCCGAUGUUGAAGAUCAAAACAAGAAAGUGACCACUGAGCUGAACAAGUUACGUUUCAAAGCCGGCACCCACGAGGGAGGCGGCAGGCACGGGGGAGGAGGAGGAGGUGGCGGCAUUGAUGGAGCAAAGGUGGAAGCCCUGCAGGAGGAGUUAAAGGCAGCAAGGCUACAGAUUAAUGACCUAAGUGGCAAGGUGAUGCAGUUGCAGUAUGAGAACCGUGUGCUCCUAUCCAACAUGCAACGCUAUGACCUGGCCUCCCACCUCUCCCUGCGUCCCAGCCCACGGGACAGUGACGUAGAGAGCGAUGCAGGCGGAGCCACAAGUGGUCGCCGUGAGAGCGAUGAGGACUCCACCUCCUCACGCCUCGUCCCACCCCACCGCAAACGCGAGGGCCCUGUAGGUGGGGAAAGUGACCCAGACGAGGUUAGAAACACUAACGGAAGCAGCCGCUGCCUGACACCCACAAGGGGCCUCUACACCCCCACCGGGCCUGAGGGUGCCGCGUCAUCCCCCUUGGCCCGCUUCCUGCCUGGUGGCCGGUGCAGCUUGCUCGAAAGGCAACACAUGACUGACAUCCGCAUGGAGGCAGAGAGGCUUGUUCGGACCAUUGACCGGCUCAUCGCUGAUACGGCCACGAUCAUCUCAGAGGCGAGGGUAUUUGUGUCGAACGGAGACCUGAUGUUCAGGAGAGGAGGGGAGGAAGGCGGAGAGGAAGAUGGCAGCCGGAUCAGGGAACACGAGCUGCUGUAUCGGAUUAACGCCCAGAUGAAGGCCUUCCGCAAAGAACUGCAGACGUUUAUAGAGAGACUGGAAGUGCCUCGACCCGAGGGCAGGGACACAGAGGAGCCUCUGUCGAUGUUCCAGCCUAUCAUUUUGCUCAUCCUCAUACUUGUGUUAUUCUCGUCCCUCUCUUACGCCACCAUCUUUAAACUAGUCUUUCUUUUUACUCUUUUCUUUGUUCUGUGAUGUACGCCUCCCUUAAUUCAAAUCAUUCCUCGUUUGUUUUUGCUGUUGUUUUUCAUUCCUCCCCGCAUCAUUUGUUGCCAAGGUAACCAAAAGCACAGAAAAAGCUCAGCACUUGCCAAGGCUGCAACCACAUUCAAGAGAGUGCGGCUUGAUUCAACACUGCAGUCUAUAUUACUCAUUACACAUCACUGGCCACGUCUAUCCCUAAAGAAGUGUUUCCUGGCCAUUGAUCCUUGAAACCCUAGGGUAACCUCUGACAGUAAAGUGAAACAGGAGAAAGGGGAAAUUGGCAUUUAAAGGGGCCUCUGGGUAUUGACCAGCCUGCGUCAUGGCAGCCAUUGAUCUGGAGCGUGCACUGGAGCACGGUGGCAGGGGCUGGGGGCAGGAGAGGCCAGAGAUGAUGGACAACUUCGACUCAGAGAUGCAGGAGUGGGAGGACCAACUUCAAGACAUCCAGAAAAAAAUUGAAGAGUUGUACACUGAAGUCCAGGCUCGGAGAGGAGCAAACGAUAUCCCUACUGACAACCAGAAGAAUGGCGGCGAGUUGGAGUGCGGCCUGGGGCAACAUGGCAAUGGUCUCUUUGCGCCCGACCAUCACAGCAAGAAUCACCCUGGAGCUAUAACCGUGCCACAUGACUAUAGUAACGGCCGUAACUAUAGCCCCAGUGGGUACAGCUACCCAGGGAGUCAUCAGAAUGGCUAUGGUUAUUGCAACGCCAACUCAGAGAUAGGAGACUUGUUGCAGGAUUAUUUGGAGCAGGGAAGCAAAUAAGCCAGAAGAAUAACGGAGCUCGCCAUGUGCGCUUCAGCGACACAAUCAAGGUGAGCCCGGUGACAGAGAUCAGAAAAGGUUCUGGAAAUGAAAGGCUUGGUCAAGAGCAGUUUGUGGGCAGUUUUGAGGAAACUGAAAACAGAAGGAACCAUGUGUCUCACCUGAAGAGCUCCCCUCGCAGAGAGAGUUCCCCCAACAAAGAAAACACAGGCUCUAAACCUCCUCUUGGACAAAGAGAUGCCCCAGCUGGUCAACCACGCUCACAGCUCCCAAUCACAAAAGCUGAAUCUCCUGCCCUGGACAGGAAGUCUUACAGUCCUGGUGUCAUGGG